This is a messenger RNA of Plasmopara halstedii, 1560 nucleotides long. RefSeq names its product steroidogenic acute regulatory protein. The transcript has a single exon. Bases 1 to 1560 code for a protein of 519 amino acids. Gene Ontology annotation, molecular function: metal ion binding; lipid binding. The record is from RefSeq and is a predicted model, not a curated record. NCBI's taxonomy places the organism in Eukaryota, Oomycota, Peronosporomycetes, Peronosporales, Peronosporaceae.
AUGUGUGUAAGGCCCUCGAGCGCGCGGUCCGCACGAGUCGAAAAGGCCACUGUCAAGGCUGCUGCGGGAGGUGGCCCGCGUGUCUCGAUGGCCAUGCGCCCUCGCUCUAGCUCUAACGUAUCUACAGCUUCAAGCAGUUGGUCUCCGACCGGCAUGAAUGUGGCCGCACGCGACACAGUCUCAGGCCGCUGGAUUGAAGACGCAGCUGCACGUACAUGCGCCAAGUGCGAGCGUAACUUCUCGCUCGUUAAUCGCCGCCAUCACUGUCGCGUAUGCGGUGAGAUCUUCUGCCACUCCUGUUCACGUACACGCAUGGUGCUAGCAACGAAUCCAGGUGAAAUUCCACGCCGUCAGCGUGUGUGCGACCCUUGUGCUACCCACGCGCACAGCAGUGCAGUUUUAUACGAGGCUGAAGAUGCUGCGUUGGGGCCGCGGUUCCGCGCCAAAGCGGACAUUGGCGAGACCUCCGUAGUAACAGAGAAAGUGCUGCUGAUGAGAAAAGAGGAAGAUAUUGUGAUGAAGACACAGACCAAGAGCACGGACCCAGAAAGUAGUCUUAAAUUUAUGAUGGCCUCUUCCUUAGGCUUCGCGGCAGCAUUCUGGUUUCUUAAGGAUGAGGUAGCGCUGUCCAACCCCGCUAUUUGGAUACUCUUGGCUGGUUUUAUCAGAAACGUCUACGAGAUCGCAAUAAGAAUUAUGGCUUCUCGAAACUUUACAGAAGGCGUGACGAAUUUGGAAGAUGCCGAAAAGAUCUUUAGCGGUAUGGACUCAAGCGCUUCGGACGACCUAUCCACAUCAAUCGCCCCCUCAACCUCGUCGGAAAAAUCCAAAAAGGAUUUAUAUGCCACAAUAAAGAUCACACCCGCGCUAAGUGACGAGCUCAUUGCCAGCUCGCAAGUUUCCUUAGACAAGGUCUUAGAACUGGCGAAUUCCGACGCGACCACGAACUCGGAAUGGACAGAAGAAAUUCCCACUACAGAAAAUGUGACGGUGUACUCUCGCGAUGGCAAACCGUCUCGCAUUUACAAGUGCGAGGCAGAUAUUGCCCUAUCUCCUGAUGAGCUCUUUGACGAAUUGUAUACGAACCUGGAAACUAGCAAAGUGUGGAAUGUGACCGCAGCUGAGAGCAAUGUGAUUUGCAAACUCGAUGAAACGACUGAUUUGGUACAUUUGAUUUCGGCUCCUGCUCUUGGUGGUGUUAUAUCCAGUCGUGAUUUUGUCAAUACCCGCACGUGGCGACGACAGGAUGGUGGUGGUUAUGUGAUUGCUAACAGCUAUGCUGGAAAGAAUGUCUUAAAGCCGCAAAAGGGUAUCACUCGUGGAGAAAACGGUCCAACGGGCUGGGUUAUCCUGCCGCACCCAACAUCUCCGUUUAAGAGCCGUCUGAUUUGGAUUUUAAACAUGGACAUCAAGGGUUAUUUCCCGUCUAGCGUUAUCCGAAAAGGCUCCAUUGGUGAGGUCUCUUGCUUUGUGCGCAAUCUGCGUCGCUACAUCGCUCAAAACAACGCUAGCGGUGAAUGCGCCCCUGAGUGCGCUCAAAGUGACGUUGCAAAAGUUUAG